Molecule: messenger RNA, 3445 nt
Organism: Leptopilina heterotoma
Lineage: Eukaryota; Metazoa; Arthropoda; Insecta; Hymenoptera; Figitidae
Product: thyroid receptor-interacting protein 11
Exons: 19
Coding region: 50-3439 (1129 amino acids)
Biological process (GO): regulation of cilium assembly
Cellular component (GO): centrosome
Source: RefSeq, a predicted model, not a curated record
AAAAUUUGUAAAAAUAAUAUUAAACACAGACUUCUUUAGAAGGUAAAAUAUGAAGAAACGAAGACCUUUUGCUAAGAUUCACUCUUAUUUAUUAGAGAAUUCCCAGAGAUCUCUACGCAAUCAAUCUUUAUUUACAAAAAGUAAAAGUCAAUGUGAAUUGAAGCGGCAUCGUUUACAGGGAGAAGGAAAAAUUUCAAAGCAGAAAAAAAAUAUUACUUUAAAAAAUGAUGAUUUUGAUUCUUUAGAAUCUCUCUUCGACUUGAGAAAGCCAUUAACUUUACCAGAAAUACAAUCAUCUCUAUUAAACAAUUAUCCAACGACAGAGAAAUUUAUUAACUUGUCAUUUGACUGUUCAAGUUUACGUCCUUUAUUUUUGAAUAAUUGCAUAACUUCUGAAUUCGAACCAAAUAUUAUUCCUGAGUCGAAUCACUUGGAUGCUUUAAAUGAGAGUGUGAGAAAAAUAAAAGUCUAUGCAGAAGUACUAGAGAAUGAUGCAAGUUACUCUUUAAAAUCCAGUGAAAAUUCUUUCGUAUUCACCUCAAACUCGUUGAAAAAAAUGGAAAGUAAAGAACAAUCUGUUGACAUACCUGAAGAAUUGACAGAAAAUGUUGAAAAUUUUGAAGGAAUAGAAGAAGCUCCGAAAACAAUGAAUGAAAACUCUGUGGAGAAAUUGUCAGAGGCAAUGGAGUUGGAAAAAAAUGAGAAUGAAGAUUUAAUAGAGCUCAAGAUACUAGCACCAGAACAUGCUAUGCCUCAAAACUUGGGUGAAGGGAUUCCUAUAAAACCCGGGCAGAAUCGAGAUUCAAUUAUGAGUGCUAUUCCAUUUACUGACUCAGCAGUCCUGAACGAGAUGAAUGGUGCAUACGAGAAUUGCGUUACUAUCGAAGAAGAAAUAGAACAAUUAAAAAAAGAAAUGCUUGAGCUUAUCAAUAAAUCUGACUUGUCUCAAGAAGAUACACUCUUGUUAUCGGAGAAGCAGGACAAUAUUAAUACGAAAUUAGCUCAACUUGACGAAAUGACAAGGAAAGUCCAAAGAAUAAUAGGCCUCAGUGAUCCAUCCAGUUACACAUUUGCAAAAAUGUUCGAAAUGCUACCUUAUCCCCAUAACAAAGAACCUGAAGAAGAGAAAUUCGUAGAUAUGUUAGAAGUUAAUGAAUUCGAUGUACCGAAAACAGAGUAUCCGGAAGACAAAUUACCGAGGGUUAUUAUUUGUGGCAAUACCGAGGACUGUAUUCCAAAGAUAGUAGUCGCAGAUAGUCAGUGCAAAAGACCGGGGACAACACAUUUGGAGAAUCUCACUGGGAAGUUAAGCGAAUCCUUAAUUAUGCAAGAAAAAUUGGUCAAAGAAAAUGCCAAGCUCGAAGGUGGAAAGUAUAAAUUGGAGGAGGCUAUUUUGGAGAAAGACAAUGCUGUAGACAUUCUGCAACGCAAAGUAUGUGGUCUGCAAGCUGAAAUGCGAAUAAUCGUCAAAGAGAAUAGUGAACUGAGUCGUCAACUGAUCUGUCUGAAUGACAAAAUUGCUACACCAUCCUGCUGCUACUCUUGUCCUGGAGGUAGUGUGUCGUCGCCCUUGUUGACAGCAGGUUUACCAGAAAACCCUUACAAUAGUAUAACCCAACUGAAUGACAGAGCCUGUUACUGCAGAUUUUGUCUCGAAGAUCAUGUUGGAGACUGCUUGACUGGUGCAUCAAGACUUUCUGGAGGCGGUGUAGAUGAACAUUUGGAAAACAACAUAUUAAGAGGAAACAUGUCUUGUCUCUCUCCCUGCGAUACAAAGGCUUCUGCCUCACCAAGGCCUUUGUCCAGAGGAACGUGUCCUGCUGAAUUGAGUAACAUUUAUGGACAAAACACAAAGAAUUUAGAAGAGCAACUGGGCAAUAUAGAAAGUGAAGUUCGUACAAUGCAAAUGGAGCUAAUAAAUGUCCAGCGUGAAAGAAAUCAAUUGGAUCAGCAACGAAAACUCUUCAAAUGUGCAGGUCCUUGUGUCCCAUGUUCUUGCAAUCCAACUGCUGCCGAACCAAUUUCUAAAGCUUUCCAAUCACUAAAUACUUGUGCUCCCUGUGCGCCCUGUGCGCCGAGCCUUCAAAAUGGUGCAAAUACACUUUUGCCUACUAAAGUAACUAUUAAAUUCAACAAGACAAUGAAUCUUUCACAAGAUGUAAACCAAGGUUGCAGUCUUAAUAGUGUCCCAAGUGUGAGUCAAUGCAAUCAACAGCAGUUACGCGACUUAAAGGAACAAUACGCUCGUCUCCAAGACGAUUACAAAAGUAAACUUUGUGAAGUCUCUUGUCUUCGUUCGGAUGCAGAAAAAAUGAAACAAGAGACCCGAGACAUAAAAGAAGAAAAAGCUAAAACAGAAAAUAAAUUGAUUGACUUGCAAGAAAGGUUAAAGGUUCUAGAAAUUGAAAAAAACAAACUGAGCGGUAAUAAAGAGCAAAUGAUUGAACAAGAACAGGCGCUCAUAGUGGCGAAACAGAGAUUCAGAGAUGCUCAAGAUGAACUUGACGAAUUACGAUCUUUAACGCAAGAUCAAUCUGCUCAACUUGAAGAUUAUCGAAAUAAAUAUCUAAUGGCUCAGCAAAAAGUUGAAGAGCAGAGACAUCAACUUGACCUUAUGGAAUUGGAUAACGUUAGAAUGAAUGAAAAUGUAACUUUAGAAAUCGGACGCGUUAAGAAUCAGUUUCAAGACAAACUUGCUGAAUUAGCGCCCUUGCCUGACAUUCUAAAGCAAACUCAAUUGAAACUGCAAGAAUCUCAGCAAUUGCGUCAAAUAUCCGAGAGACAUUGUGAUGAUUUGUCUAGAGAAAUUUUUGAUUACAAAGAUAAAAUAGAAAGCAUUCAGAAGGAGAUGGACAUACUUCGCAGUGAAAAUAUUACUCUACAAGGAGAUUGUGGUGAAGGGUCAGGAAAAUGUGACGAAUUGGAAAAGAAAAAUAGCGAAUUAAGAACAGAAAAUGAUCGUCUCAAAAAUUCUUUAGUUAGAUUUGAAGAACAGGAAACUCAACUUAAAAAGUGUAUUGAUGAAAAAUUACACGAAGUCGCUCAAUUAACAUCUUUACUGGAACAGGUAAGAGAAGAUUCAGCAAGGCAAGUGUCGAGAACUAAAGAAAGAAGUGAAAUGAUGAGAAAAACGAUGCAAAACCAAAUAUCGGAAAUGGAAAGACAACUUGCCCAAUGUCGAGCAACAGCAAGAGCUGCACAGAAGGACAGAGACGAGAUCAGACAGAAGAUGCAGGGUCAAAUCAAUAACUUGAAUGAAGCCUUUAAACAUGCUCAGGGACGCAUUACGUCGUUGCAGGGCCACGUAAAUUACUUGAAAACUUCUUAUAGUAAUAUCUUUAGUGCACAAGGCCAAGGAGAGGCGGCUCCAGUCACAUUCUCGCCUGGCGAACCACAAACUACUGGUCAAGGGUUCGAUUCCUGCGAUUGCAAUUAUUAAUAUUUU